This is a messenger RNA of Eruca vesicaria subsp. sativa (arugula), 1620 nucleotides long. NCBI's taxonomy places the organism in Eukaryota, Viridiplantae, Streptophyta, Magnoliopsida, Brassicales, Brassicaceae. The record is from the annotation of a GenBank genome assembly.
AUGGCCUCGAUUCUUAACCAGACUCAAGAACUGCAGGAAUCUUCCAAGGUUCUCGGCCAUGUAAGAUGUCAAAGCUACUUUCUCUUCUCCGGAGAAAGUAGUUUAUCUGAUGCUUCCAGAGCUGUCUUAUACUUUCUUGGUCUUGCCUACUGCUUUAUCGGCUUGUCAGCCAUCACCGCAAGGUUCUUCAAAUCUAUGGAGAAUGUUGUUAAACAUUCACGCAAAGUUGUUUCAGUUGACCCUGUUACUAAAGCUCAAGUCAUCACCUACAAGAAAGUUUGGAACUUUACCAUUGCUGACAUCAGUCUGUUGGCAUUUGGAACUAGCUUUCCUCAGAUUUCUCUGGCUACCAUUGAUGCUUUUCGGAACAUGGGGGAGCGCUAUGCUGGAGGUCUUGGUCCUGGAACACUUGUUGGCUCAGCUGCUUUUGAUCUUUUCCCAAUCCACGCUGUUUGUGUCCUGAUGCCAAAAGCUGGAGAACUCAAAAAGAUAUCCGAUUUAGGCGUUUGGCUAGUCGAGCUUGUUUGGUCUUUUUGGGCUUACAUUUGGCUCUACAUUAUCCUCGAGGUGUGGUCACCAAAUGUAGUUACACUUGUGGAGGCACUUUUAACGGUCUUGCAAUAUGGUUUACUUCUAGUUCACGCGUAUGCGCAAGACAAGCGAUGGCCUUACUUGUCUUUACCAAUGUCAAGAGGUGAUAGACCAGAGGAGUGGGUUCCAGAGGAGGUUGAUACACCAAAAGAUGACAAUGAUGUUCAUGACGUGUAUUCGGAUGCUGCUCAGAGAGCUGUUGAAUCAGGAAACAAAAACAUUGUUGAUAUCUUCUCUAUUCAUUCAGCUAGCAAUGAUACAGGUAGGAUCACCUAUCACACAGUGGCAGAUAAUUCACCAGAAUCUUCGACUAAGAAGGUUAAGGCAAAGAAGAAUGCUACUGUUUUCGACACUUGGAAACAUCAAUUCGUAGAUGCUAUCACGUUGGAAUCAUCAGAAUCGAAGAAAGUUGAUAGCAUUUACCUUCGAAUAGCCAAAUCCUUUUGGCAAUUAGUCCUUGCCCCCUGGAAAAUUCUUUUUGCAUUUGUGCCUCCUUGCAACAUUGCUCACGGUUGGAUCGCUUUUAUCUGCUCGCUUCUCUUCAUCAGCGGAGUAGCCUUUGUUGUCACAAGACUUACCGACCUUAUAAGCUGUGUCACUGGUAUAAACCCAUAUGUGAUAGCAUUCACAGCACUCGCAGCUGGAACUUCAUGGCCAGAUUUAGUAGCAAGUAAAAUUGCUGCAGAGCGACAACUCACUGCUGAUUCAGCUAUAGCAAACAUCACCUGCAGUAACUCGGUGAACAUAUAUGUGGGGAUUGGAGUUCCGUGGCUGAUAAACACAGUGUACAACUACAUUGCAUACAGAGAGCCUCUAUACAUAGAAAAUGCUAAAGGACUAAGCUUCUCUCUACUAAUAUUCUUCGCGACAUCGGUGGGAUGUAUCGUGGUGCUUGUGUUGAGAAGGUUGAUUAUAGGAGCUGAGCUUGGAGGUCCAAGGCUGUGGGCUUGGCUUACUUCUGCUUAUUUCAUGAUGCUUUGGGUCGUCUUCGUUGUUCUCUCUUCUUUGAAAGUUUCAGGCAUCAUAUAG